AUGUUUAACGAGAUAGAUGGUGAUUUUGAGGACGUAGCCAUCAGUACUUUCAAGCUCGACUUGCCUGUAGAGCAUGACCUAAGGAAGUCUUUGACGGAGAAACCUGUUACUAGUAUACGUCAACUCAUGGAUUGGAUUGACAAGUAUAAGAGAGUUGAGGAAGACCAACAACAAGAUAACGGGAAGGGCAAAGGCAAGGUUAUCCUUCAGGAGAGAAGGGAUUUCAGGUCGGGCCACUACAAUAAUAACAGACCUAGGAGAGAUUUUUCUGGACAAUCUGGACCUGCAGCCCCUCAAGUGGUAAACACUGUGUUUCGAGAACCAGUGCAUCAAGUUUUAGAGAAGAUCAAGAAUGAGCCAUAUUUCAAAUGGCUGAAUAAGAUGAGUGGAGAUCCUUUGAGGCGCAACCAAAGCCUCCAUUGCCAGUACCACCAGGACCGGAAACAUACCAUCGAGAAUUGCCGAAUAUUGUAG
Quercus robur (English oak) is the source of this 474-nucleotide messenger RNA. RefSeq lists its product as uncharacterized. NCBI's taxonomy places the organism in Eukaryota, Viridiplantae, Streptophyta, Magnoliopsida, Fagales, Fagaceae. The coding region runs from base 1 to 474 and encodes 157 amino acids. The record is from RefSeq and is a predicted model, not a curated record. The transcript has a single exon.